AUGGCAUUUGAUCCUAUCGCCACACCCCUUUUAGAUCUUAUCUCGCUAGUGCUGUCUCUUUUCCUAAGCCCUUCACAAGCAGCUCUAGCUGUCAUCAAGAGCGUCUACAUCUACGCUGCAAUAAAGAUGGACUCUGUGAGGGCAGUUUCUUUCCCUCAAGACACAAGCAGGGCCGCCUCUGUACUCAGAAAUAGAGAAACAGAUGACAUUUACAAUGGUGACCUCUCGCUCAAGCAAGAGCCACUCUACAAAACUGUCAGGAUCUAUAUCUCCUCUGAACUUUCAGACUCCAUUGUCGAGAAAAGACAUUUGGCCGCUCAUGUGUACCCUCGAUUACGUCAGUUCUGCCAUUUUCUGGGACUGCAAUGCGUAGUUGUGGACCUGUUUCGAGAGGUACCGUCCACCAUGCCCCUCCCCACACCCCAGGCCCUUAGCGACAGCAUGGCCUACGAGCUGGAGACAAGAGGGUUACUGGAAAUGGCCAGAGACGAAAUCAAACUCUGUCAGGAAGUGUCAGUGGGUCCAACCUUUGUGACUCUGCUGGCUCAGAGGUACGGCCACAAGGCUCUCCACAAACAUAUUCCAGAGAGAGAUUUCAAAUUGUUGCUAGCAGCCAUUGACGAUCACAGCAUGAGACAGCUGGUGACUCAAUGGUACAGGCAAGACACAAACGCCCUCCCUCCACAGUAUGUCCUGCAGUCUCGUAGUGGAAUGUCUCAUGAGGAAUGGAAGUCCAUCCACCAGUCACUGUCCAGGACCACCAGGAAGGCAGCAAAGGUGGCUCUCGGUAAAGACAUCUCCAAAGCUCAACAUUAUACCAUGUCAGUGAUCGAAGAGGAGGUAUGCCUGGGAAUAUUCAACAUGACCAAGGAUCCAAACCAAUCCUGUCUGUGGCUCAAACGCACGUUCACAGAUCUCCAGGAGCAGCGGCCAUCAGGCGACCGGAUGUUGGCCGCCUACACUGACCUGGUGGAGGGGAAGAGAGGGGCGGAGUUUGAUCAAGAGACACUCAAGAUACUGAACCAUCUCAAGGAGGCCAGGAUGCCAGCCAAAUAUGUGGGACUUGAUUCUACCAACAUCUUUGAGUUCUCCCUGAAGUGGGCUAAGGGCAAGGGAGUGGACACAGAGACACACACUGACCAUCUCACCCAGCUCACAGAGCAGCUACUCACUGCCCUACAGUCUAUGGUUACCAGUGGUUUCACUGGACACCUGCAGAAUAGCGAUGGUGUGACCCACGAGAUUCUCUGCCAUGCCAGCUACUGCAAGAGGAAGAGUCUCGGGUUUAUGGAUCGACCACCUAUCACCUCCCGUAUUCUUGACUACCUUGGAGGUUUGUCGAUGACUCCUCUCGUCCUGCACGGGUGUGUGGGUAGUGGUAAGACUAGCCUGAUGGCGGGGGUAGCUUGCAUGCUGGGAACUGUUAGUUCCCUCAAGAGAGCAGCCAUCGUGUUGCGGUUCAUCAGAGCCACACCUAAUGCUCAAUGUGUGAGACAUCUUCUACUGGACAUCUGCAAACAACUUCGUGUUAUAUACAAGCAAGAGAUCGUUGAAUUGCCGAAUGGUUACAGACCACUUUGUGAGGCUUUGCGUCGAUUGUUAGCAUUUUCCUCGAGCGAUAAACCACUUAUUCUGCUAUUGGAUGGUGUGGAUGAGCUAUCACCAGAAGAUGGAGCUCUCGGGUUGUCAUGGCUACCACUACACCUACCAGAGCACGUCAAGAUUGUCCUGUCCACUUCCUCAGAAACAAAAUACAGCUGUUUUCCCGUACUGCAGAGCCUGCUAUCAACUCAUCAGGAGAACUUCAUUGAGGUAGCUGAGCUGAGUAGCUCUGAUUGUAAGCAGCUGUUGAAUCACUCGCUCAAAAUAAGGGGGAGGAUGCUAACAGGAACUCAGGAAAAAGUGGUCCUUGAUGCUUUUCUAAAGUAUAGAAAUCCACUGUAUUUGCAGUUUCUUCUAAGAGAGGUCACCUUAUGGCAUUCCUACCAGUGGAACAGCAGUUGGACACCAAUCGCUGACUUGAGCGGAAUCACAAAGCAGUUUUUCAGUGAUGUGGAGGACAGGUUAGGGAGGGUGUUUACGAGGAGUGCACUCGGCUACAUCACGGCCUCAAGGGAUGGCCUCACUGAAAUGGAGCUCCUGGACGUGCUAUCAUGUGAUGAUGAGGUGAUGCAAGAGGUCAAUCAAAAGUGGCGCCCACUCCACACCCCCACUACUGACACCCACACACUAACAGCCAUCCCCCCGCUCCUCACGGCCAUGUUCCAUCGUGCCCUCAGGCCACUCCUCGACUACCACAGUGGGUGUGGGGGAUCACUAGUCUUGCGUUGGUCCCAUCACCACCUACACGAGGCUGCAGUCUCCGCCUACCUCUCCUACCCACCCACUGCUCAGGCUCGUUACAACACACUCGCCAACUACUUUGCAGGUGGGCUACUUCAGAGGACUGCUGACGAAACAGAUGGAGAGAAGCUUCAUUUUGAACAGCCGGUGGUUGUGAGUGAUGAGCUGGGUCUAUACAAUGUUCGUAAGCUCCACUUACUGCCACACCUCCUAAUGCUCGCCCGGAGACACUAUGAGCUGCAGCGACUGCUGGUUGACUACGAGUGGCUGAAGGCGAGUAUUGUCAGUAUCUCUGUCCUGGAUCUGGUGGCAGAGUUUGCAGCUGUGUUACCACUAGUGCCGUUAGCCAGGAGUGCUGGUGCUAGUGAUUCCCAGUAUGAGCUAGUACUGUUGAGGGAUGCCUUGAGCCAGUCAGUGGAGGCCCUGUGUCGUGACCAGCUCUGUCUAUCCUCACAGCUACUGGGACGACUACUGCCACACGUUAGAGGCUCAUCACCAUGGCAAUGGCCCAACCUAAAAGGGAUUUUGUUAAGAGCUUUUGAUGACUACUGUCCAGCCAUCACUCCCCUACACCCUCUCUACCACUUGCCUGGGGGGCCACUACUGGUCACCAUGGAGGGACACAGAGGAUUGAUAACUAGCCUAGCAUCCACUGUUGUACGUCGCUCGGCAGACAACAGUCUGUCAAUGAUUGUAAUCAGCUCCUCUGAGGACAAGACACUGAAGAGUUGGGAUGUAAAGAGCACCGGAGUGAUAAAGACGUUUGAUGGUCACACAGACAAAGUGCUGAGUGUAGCGCUCACCUUGAAUGGCCGAUAUGCAGCAUCUGGAUCCGCUGACAACACCGUCAGACAUUGGCUUGUGGCUACGGCUGAGUGCCUGUGUGUGUUGAGGGGUCACAGGGGAGCUGUGAGUGCCGUGGUUCUUACCAAUGAUGGGCAGAAAAUCAUAUCCGGGUCCUCAGACAAAACCAUCAAAAUCUGGAAUACUGAUAUUGAGAGCAACACGUAUGGUCAGGUGAUCUUCACGCUCACCUCUGAGACACUUUCUCCUCUAACGGCCCUCACCCUGUGUGAGGACGUGUGGGCGGUCGCACUGUGUGAGGACGGACGUAUUAGCCUCACUGAUAUCAUCUCUGGGGAGGGGAGGAGUGUGGUGGGCGGGGAAAGAGUCACUGCUAUCACCACGGCAAGAGUUGAAUGGUUCAAGUAUCUGUUGAUAGGUACCCAAUCUGGACAGGUGGUGGUGAGGGACUGGGUCUCCAUGGAAACAAGUCGUGUCCUACAGCUGCCCAAUGAGGAAGAGCCUGUACUAGCCAUUGCAGCUGGUCAUAAGGUGGUGGCUGCCUACAAACAUAUGGGGUUGGUUGUGUGGGACAUUCUCUCCGGCUCGUACCUCUACUCCCUGACAGGGCAAGAGGGCGUGGCCCAUACCUGCACUCUAGCGGACCAAGGAAACCUCCUUGUUACCGGUGGCGACGAUCAACGUGUGCGGAUAUGGGACCUCAAGAGAUCAGGUGAUAACAAGACCACCACUCAACACAAAGGUGACGUCUUGUCAAUAGCACUCUCUCCGUGUUGUAACUAUGGCCUGUCUGCUGGGCUGGACUCCAUGGUGAUCAUCUACGAACUGACAACGAUGAGAAUUAUGAAGAAAUUACGAGCCGAGGCUGUAUCAAAAGUCUAUGCUAUGAGAGACGGGAAACAUUUUCUGACCAGCUCGAGUGACGGAUGUGUACAGCUUUGGGACGGAGAGAGAGGGGAGGUGGUGCAGGAGUUCAGUUGUUAUGACGACGGUGUAACGUGUGUCGAUGUCACGAUGGAUGCAGAGUUAUUGGUGGUCGGUGGAGAAAGUGGGAAAUUGACAUUUUGGGGUGUGGCCAGCGGAGAGAAACUUAAGACUUUGAGUAGCCAUAGCGAUAGUGUUGUGUUUGUCUCAUUUGCGAAAGGAACUGAUUUCAACUACAUUCUGUCAACUUGUCGGUCUGGUGAAGUUUGUGUUAGAAACUUCCUCACUGGAAAAGUUGUUCUACAAACUCAUAUCAACUCUUCUGAAAUCACGUGUUCUGCUGUUAGUCCGAACGCUGCGCUCCUAGCUAUGGGCUGUGAGGACACCACCUGUCGCAUCAUCAGCAUCCCCUCAGGGCAAAGACUCGUAACACUAACCGGGCACAAACUAGCCGUGACGUCAGUGAGCUUCUUAUCAAACAACACACAAUGUCUGACAGGCUCCCUGGACAAAACGAUACGCCUGUUCAAUACCAGCACUGGAGAAUGUUGUACUGUCUUCCAAACUGACCUCCCGAUCACUUGUAUUAGUAGUGACAGCCGAGGGGAGAUGAUAAUGUACGGCACUGUUGGGGGGUGGGUGUCGAUGGCCUAUCACCAAUUCAGUGCGAGCGGAGUCAACCCUAUCGUAAAAGAAUUGAAAGGAAUAGCCAGUUCCUCUAUGAGCUCGGCGAGCACGGAAAGCAAGACCAGCGUUGGUAGCCAAGGAACAGAGAAUGCCGCUAGCGAGAUUUUGGAAGCUGAAGAGCAAUAUGUGUAUCCAAUGGACGAGAAGGCAGCUGUAUCUACUGCGGAAUCUGCGGAUUAUCCAAUCGACGUGGUGAUUGAAGUUGUCAAUGGCAACAGGAAUGAAAGUCUCUCAUCUUCCGAGAACUCCGGUAAAAUUGAAUGGCAGAAAAAUAACAUUUUACAAGUCACUACUACUGAAGAUUUUUCUAGUGCUCCCUUGAAUGAUACUGACAAACUCAGUGCAAGCAGCAAGCAGGCGAUGGAGGGCAUGCAAGAACAUGAACAUUCUAGUAGGACUGACAGCGUACAUGUAGUAAAGUCAUCAGCUUGUCUGGUUUUGUGAUUUUGAUUGUUCGUGCAUGAAAUGUGUUUAGCAUGCAGUGUUGUGUGUGUAUGAAAACA
This is a messenger RNA of Halichondria panicea, 5261 nucleotides long. Its product is annotated as NACHT domain- and WD repeat-containing protein 1-like. The record is from RefSeq and is a predicted model, not a curated record. Bases 1 to 5202 code for a protein of 1733 amino acids. The transcript has 19 exons. NCBI's taxonomy places the organism in Eukaryota, Metazoa, Porifera, Demospongiae, Suberitida, Halichondriidae. Gene Ontology annotation, molecular function: protein binding.